CUUUUUUGCGCAUACAAUAUUUUUUUAUAGUAUUCUAAUAUAUUGUUAGAUAUUGUAAAGAAAACAAGAUACAGUUACUAAAGUCUGGGAACAUUCAAUGUUAACCUUACUUCAAAAAAUAAUCUUUCGAAUAUUCAUUCGAAUUCCCCCAUUUAGGGGAAUAGAUUUUUAGUAUUAUAGUUGGUAUAAUGUCAUCAUUGUUUACAAUGUGUUACAGUUAAAGAAAUGAGACAAAUUAAUAUUUCAGAAGGAAAUUCAAUAUUUAAAUGAUGUUAUUUUAAAAUGGCAGAUGAUAUGAAUGUUCUUUUUAUACGAGGAAAUGGAAACUCAAUUUUUGAAAAAUGACAUAUAUGAUAAUUUGCAAUAAUUUGAUAAUAAAAUACUUGUAUCAAUAUUAAUAACGUAUAAUUUGCUAUCUCAAAAGGAUACAGACACAGCCAAUGAUAAUGUUUGGGAUGAUAGUGCAUUAAUAGAAGCAUAUGAUAAAGCAAUAAAUUUAGCAAAAGAAGAAGUUAUUAAGCGAAUGGGUAUGGAUGUAGAAAAUUCUCAACCGCAAGAAAACCUACAAAAUUUUAAGCAGCCUAAGCGCGCAAAUAAAUUACACAAGAAAUGGAUUAUAGGAGCACCUUGUCGUGCAAUAUAUUCAGAGGAUGGAGAAAUUUAUGAAGCUAUAAUAUCAAAAAUUUACGAAAACAAUGGAACUUGUGUUGUAAAAUUUGUAGGUUAUGGUAAUACAGAGAAAGUCGAGUUGAGCUCUCUUUUAGAAUCAGAAGGUUUGCAAAGUCAAAUAGCACAACAAAAGAAAGCUUUGGAAGAGAAAUUCAAUGAAGGAAAUGAGACUUGUGAGACUAAUUUUUCUACAAAUGUAAAUUCGAAAAAAUAUAAUGGAGAAAAAAUGGAUUGUGACUCUGAAGAAGCAAAUGCGUAUAAACAUCAGUUCAUACCGGGACCAUCUUUCAAUUCGAUGACUGAUAUAAUGCCACCUGCACCUCCUUUACCACCUCAAUUAAUGGCCAAUUUAAUAUGGAUAAAAUAUAAGUUUCCAAUUUUAUUUGGAAAAAAAUACGAAAUUUUAACAAAAUGUACUAGAUUACCAGACAAUGAUACAGACGCACUUUCAAGUAUGUUGAUGUCAUGGUAUAUUAGUGGUUUUCACACAGGUUAUUAUCACGGUUUGAAACAAGCAAGAAACAAUCAGGAGAACAGGAAGAACUGAUAAUUAUAUCAAUUUUUUCAAUAACAAUAUAACAAUAAUAAUAAGAUAUAAUAAGAUAUAAAACUCAUUGUAUUUAUUUACUUUAAAUUGUAGUAAUAAUUUCAACUAAUAUUAAUACUGUACUGUAAUAUUAAUAGAAAAAUAAUAUCAAUUAUUUGAAAUAAAGAACAGCUUUAUUUUCAUAUGA
Bombus terrestris (buff-tailed bumblebee) is the source of this 1403-nucleotide messenger RNA. RefSeq names its product survival motor neuron protein 1 (gene Smn). Gene Ontology annotation, biological process: mRNA processing. Gene Ontology annotation, molecular function: RNA binding. The record is from RefSeq and is a predicted model, not a curated record. Bases 524 to 1216 code for a protein of 230 amino acids. The transcript is spliced from 6 exons. NCBI's taxonomy places the organism in Eukaryota, Metazoa, Arthropoda, Insecta, Hymenoptera, Apidae. Gene Ontology annotation, cellular component: nucleus; cytoplasm.